Molecule: messenger RNA, 3486 nt
Organism: Cydia splendana
Lineage: Eukaryota; Metazoa; Arthropoda; Insecta; Lepidoptera; Tortricidae
Product: segmentation protein cap'n'collar-like
Exons: 19
Coding region: 277-3438 (1053 amino acids)
Biological process (GO): regulation of transcription by RNA polymerase II
Cellular component (GO): nucleus
Molecular function (GO): DNA-binding transcription factor activity, RNA polymerase II-specific; RNA polymerase II cis-regulatory region sequence-specific DNA binding
Source: RefSeq, a predicted model, not a curated record
AAAUCUCCCUAAUCUUCUGGCUCCAUACCAGAAUAACUAACUCAGUGAAUCAGUGAUGUAUUCCAACAUGGCGGCCACAGUGACAGACGCGAGAACCGUCAAGUGAGUGACGCAAGAUGUCACCGGACAAACGCAAAAGGAGGAGAGAAGAUAGAAAAAAAAGGACUUGCCGUUAGUUUUUAAUAAAGUAUAAUAUAACAAUGAUCUCACAGUAUUUAUAGUGCUCAAGCUUUAAGACUGAUAGACUUUUUAAUACGGUAACUUGCAAAAGAAACCAUGAUCGCGUUGAAGAAGCUGUACGGUGACGAGUUGCUUCGUCUGGCUCUGGUGCUGAGUCUUCUCAAAGUGGAUCCGAACGACUAUUUAGAAUCGGAGACUCAGCAGCUCUUAGCUGGGCUCCACAUCUCCAACGGAUCCGACUGGGGCGACCAGGAAGCGAGAACUCUCAUCAGACCGAGAUUCGUCCACCCGAAAUCCCUGGACAACAUACUGAUCAACUACGAAAGACAACUGUUCGAGGAACUGAACUCGCUAGGUCGAUACGGGAGCUCGUUCAGCGAAAACAAUAUCCAGUGGAAUAAUCGGGGCCCUGUUUUGCAUACAUACUUAGUGAAUAAUGUGGCGACGGACACAGUAGUGCCCGAGCUCGCGGCGGCGAACGACACGAGCGACGGCGUGUCCGCCGACGACAAUGUCGCACAAGAGGUCAAAGUUGAAGACGUAGAGAGAGAAACACCCGACGUCGUCGUCACGCUCUCCGCUGACUACUUCAACAACAGAACAGAAGAAGAACACACGAAACCUGAUGAUUCUGAUGAAGACACAAAAGUUGAUGUCUUUGAAGCUUUCGAGGAAACUCCGAGUAGGAGAGCGGAAGCGGACAUCUUUGAAGAAAUAGCGACACGCACUUUUGAUGUCAACGACUUCUUCCAAUCUGAAGAGAUGCAGAUCAAAAAGGAACCCGAAGAGGUGUUGGAGGUCAGAGUUAAGAAGGAACAAGAAGAUCUGUACGACGAUAAUGCUAUGGACGAAUUCGUUCCUUACUUCACGGCUAAAGCAGAGAAAUUCCAAUAUGGAGAACCUAACUCUGUCUUUGACCAAAACCUUGCUGAUCUUCAAGACUAUGGCGAUAUUUUCGAAGACGUAAAAGAACUGAGGAACUUGGAAUAUCUAGACGUGAAACAGCAACAGGAUAACCUAGAACAGUAUCUCAUGGAAAACACGCCUUUAGAUUCCGAAGUGUAUCAGCCGAUGUUUGACGACGACGAGCUAGUGUUGGACGUGAAGAGGGAGCGAGCCAGCACGAGCUUCACGUCGGCUAGUUCCAGUGGCGUGAGUGAGAUGGACGUGGCGUCGCCGCCGCCGAACGUGAAGCUGGAGCCUGAUGAGGGCCAUCACAGUGGAGACGAGCUCACGCAAGAGGACAUGGAUCUCAUCGAGGUGCUGUGGAAGCAGGACGUCGAUAUGGGCUUCUCGCUCGAGGAUCCCAUACAUCCGUCGGCCCCGCACGCCACCAAGGUGGAGCUUGGAGACGAGAUCGACAAGGAACUGAAGAUCGCAGAAGAGAAGAUCCAGCAGAAGAAAGAAGAUAUCGAGAAGGUGAAGGCCUCGCUGCUCAACCCUGACGAUAAGGAGGACGACCCCUGGGCCGGCCUCUCCUACACCGUCGACACCGAGACCGGUGAAUACCUGCUUCAAGGUGAGCUGCCUCGCGAGCUCGUCAGCGGGGAGUCGCUGGAGCUGCUGGAGGAGGCGCUCCAGCUGGUGGAACUAGGAGACGAGGCCAAGGAUGAUCAGCCACAGGCGGUAGAGGGCAGCAGCAGCGACAGCGCCAUGCUGCACCCGGCGAUGCGGCAUGUGCCGCACCACCUCGCGCACUACCAGCACCAGUCGCUGAUGCGGACCAUGUCGGUGGAGCAGCGGUGGCAGGACCUGGCCUCGCUGCUGACCAUACCCCCGCCGCCUGAGCAGUACCAACACUACCAGCAUCACAACAUCAGCGCGCAUGCUCACGCGCACGGCGCAGGUGGCUACGCGCACAACUACCACGCGCCCAUCGCGCCCAUCCCCGACAAGCACCCUGACGCCUAUGGCGCGGCGGCGACGCCGCUCGAAGGCGCCUACAAGGCGGAGGCCCAUCCCCAUCAUCCGCAGCACGACAACAUCUACUACCAGAAUGGCACCGGCGAGAUGCCGCCUCCGCCAGCUUCGGAUGGCUUCCUGCAGUCCAUCCUCAACGACGAGGAUCUGCAGCUCAUGGACAUGGCGAUGAACGAAGGCAUGUACACGAUGCGUAUGCUGGACGGGGCCGCGGGCGGCCAUCACGCGCCCCACAACCACUCCCACAUGAUGAUUGCCGAGCGAGACUCGGCGUCCGAUAGCGCCGUCUCAUCCAUGGGCUCGGAGCGCGUGCCAUCUCUUUCUGACGGGGAGUGGUGCGACGGCAGCGACUCUGCGCAGGAGUUCCACAGCUCAAAGUUCCGGCCUUACGAUGGCUCGUACGGACGCGAGCGCUCCCACCAACCGCAGAAGAAACACCAUAUGUUCGGCAAACGGUGCUUCCAGGAACAAAACCAACCAGCGCCAUCUAUGGAGACCCUCACGCCGCGGCCGGCGGUCGUCAAGUACGAAUGCCCGGAGCAGGCGUACGCGCACGAAAACAUGCAUAUGCACAACGUGGAGUUCGGUGCGCGGCAGCUCGCGCACGCGCACGCGCACGCGCACGCGCCGCCCGCGCCGGCGCCCGCGCCCGCGCCCGCCGUAGCGCCCGCCCUGGACCUCAACACGGCGCACUCCAGCCAUGCUUUACUACAGAAUGGAUUAGCGUCGGGUCCGGCGCGGUACGCGUACGCGACGCCGGAGCGCGUGCGCCACAACCACACCUACUCCGCGCCCGGCCUGCAGCCCGAGCGGCCCGCCACCCGGGACAAGCGAGUGCGUCGGUUGACGGACGGCAGCGUGUCGGACGGCGGGUCGUGCGCCGGCGCCGGACACCUGUCGCGAGACGAGAAGCGCGCCAAGGCGCUCGGCAUCCCCAUGGAGGUGCACGACAUAAUAAAUCUGCCGAUGGACGAGUUCAACGAGCGGUUGUCGAAACACGACUUGAGCGAGGCGCAGCUAUCGCUCAUACGGGACAUACGACGCCGAGGCAAGAACAAGGUGGCAGCCCAAAACUGCCGCAAGCGCAAACUGGACCAGAUCACGUCGCUGGCCGACGAGGUGCGCACCGUGCGCGACCGCAAGGUGCGCACGCAGCGCGACCACCACACGCUCACGGCUGAGAGGCAGCGCGUGAAGGAACGCUUCGCCGCGCUCUACAGACACGUGUUCCAAGUGAGUAUACAAACUGGACCAGAUCACGUCGCUGGCCGACGAGGUGCGCACCGUGCGCGACCGCAAGGUGCGCACGCAGCGCGACCACCACACGCUCACGGCUGAGAGGCAGCGCGUGAAGGAACGCUUCGCCGCGCUCUACAGACACGUGUU